ACUGCGGGCUCUUGCUUAGGGGCUCCCGAGCGCUGCCGGAAGUGACGCGUUCACCUGCCGAGCUGGGGCGGGGCGCAGAGGUGCCUUCGCUGCUGCCACCGCCGGGAGCCAGUCGGGAGUGUACCAGGCUCUGGAAAAACCGGGGCUCCCAGCCGAGAGCGUUUACCUGCCACCUACGACCCGGCAGCUACCAUGGCGCUCCUGCUGUGCUUCGUGCUCCUGUGCGGGGUCGCGGACUUUACCAGUGGUUUGAGUAUCACUACGCCCGAACAGAAGAUCGAAAAAGCUAAAGGGGAAACUGCGUAUCUACCGUGCAAGUUUACUCUUGAUCCUGAAGACCAGGGACCACUGGACAUUGAAUGGCUGAUAUCCCCAUCUGAUAACCAGAAAGUGGAUCAAGUGAUCAUUUUGUAUUCUGGAGACAAAAUUUAUGAUAACUACUAUCCGGAUCUGAAAGGCCGGGUACAUUUUACGAGUAAUGACGUCAAGUCUGGUGACGCAUCUAUAAACGUGACCAACCUGCAGCUGUCUGACAUUGGCGCUUACCAGUGCAAAGUGAAGAAAGCUCCUGGGGUUGCAAAUAGGAAAUUUCUGCUGACAGUUCUUGUUAAGCCUUCAGGUACAAGAUGCUUCGUGGAUGGAUCGGAAGAGAUUGGAAAUGACUUCAAGCUAAAAUGUGAACCAAAAGAAGGUUCCCUUCCACUGCAGUAUGAAUGGCAGAAAUUGUCAGACUCCCAGACAAUGCCUACUCCGUGGCUAGCAGAAAUGACUUCACCGGUUAUAUCUGUGAAAAAUGCCAGUUCUGAGUAUUCUGGGACAUACAGCUGCACAGUCCAAAACAGAGUGGGCUCUGACCAGUGCAUGCUACGACUAGACGUCGUCCCUCCCUCCAACCGAGCUGGAACGAUCGCAGGCGCUGUCAUAGGGACGCUGCUGGCCCUUGUGCUCAUUGGGGCCAUCCUCUUCUGCUGUCAUAGAAAACGCAGAGAAGAGAAGUACGAGAAGGAAGUGCAUCAUGAUAUCAGGGAAGAUGUGCCUCCUCCCAAGAGUCGGACGUCCACUGCCAGGAGCUAUAUUGGCAGCAACCAUUCCUCGCUGGGAUCCAUGUCCCCUUCCAACAUGGAAGGGUAUUCCAAGACGCAGUAUAACCAGGUCCCCAGUGAAGACUUUGAACGUGCGCCUCAGAGUCCGACUCUGGCACCCGCUAAGGUAGCUGCCCCUAAUCUGAGUCGAAUGGGAGCGGUUCCCGUGAUGAUUCCAGCACAGAGCAAGGACGGAUCUAUAGUAUAGAACUCUGCACCUCUCUUCUCUGCUUUCCAUGGCUCGUUUCUUCUCUUGACAUAUCAAAACUUAUUCUGUUCUAAAUUUUGUUAACAGUAGCCCAUAUAUAUAUGUGUGUGUAUUUGUGUGUGAAUGUGUAUAUAUACAUAAUAUAUGUGUAUAUUUACAAUAUAUAUGUACAUAUACAUAUAUACACACACAUAUAUGUAUAUAUAUAUGUGAAGAAGUUUAUAAGAAACAUGCUCCAUAAGAUCUUUUGGUUAUAUAGUGAAAUGAUAAAGGCUUAAGAAUAAUGGUAUUGACCAUCUGGAGAAUUUGGGGUUUCUUACCAAGUUGAUUUUAAGGGCAUCUAAAUAAUAAUGUCUUUAUCUUACAUCUUAAGAAAGAUAUAGCACUUUGAAUAUGAUGUCAUGGGUGAAGAAAUUUGCAAAUUUCCAUAAAUACCAAGUUUAUUCUUGAAUUAUCUGAAAAUGAUACUUUGUAGUUUCCACCAUUUUUAGGGUAUCUGUCUCAUUUAUUUAUGAACAACAGUAUGUCUCAAAUUUAAAAAAAAUCCAUGGAAAAACUAUGGAUUUGUUUUUAUAGCCUGAGAAUUCUACAUGUAUUUGAUUAUCUGGAAGAGUAGGAGACAUUACAGUGUUUUAGAAAUGCCUAGCUUUAUUUCUAAGUCAUUCAUAAACACCUAUGGCAUGAUUUCUUUCCUUUCUUUUUUCUUUUGUUGUUGUUCUGAGAUAGGGCCUCAGUACGUUUGUUGCUUAGGCUGGCCUCAAAUCAUGAUCAUUCUGCUUCAGCUCUUGAAUGCUGGGCUUACAAGUCUGUAUUUCUAUACUGGCUGUAGAAAAGUUUCUUAAGUAUUUAACCGAUACACUACAGAGGCAAUAGGAAGUGGUAACCUUUGUGCACUACAAAAAGCACCUUUCAGCUUCAGAAGCAUCUGCUUCUACACACACAGCUGAAACCCUUGAUGCAACACGGGUCGGGGUAGGAGGAGGAUCGAGGAGGCGUGUGUCUGUGCCUGGAGCCUGUAGACCGCUACAGAACUCUACAGAACUCUAACCAGGCAGGGUAACGGUGCCAGAUUUGUCAGUCUGCAGCUAAACACUGGCCUUCUACUUUAGGUGAUGUUUUUGCAAUUGGAAAGGAAGGAACGGAGGGAGGGAAGGGAGGGGGGAGGGAAGGAAGGAAGGAAGGAAGGAAGGAAGGAAAGAAAGAAAGAAAGAAAGAAAGAAAGAAAGAAAGAAAGAAAGAAAGAAAGAAAGAAAGGAAGGAAGAAAGGAAGAAAGCUGUUAAUUCACUUAUCUGGCAGUAAUGGAUGAGAAUCUCCAAAUUACUGAUUUUUAAAUUUGUGUUUCUGUUUGUGGCAGACCGUACUGCAUAAUUUAUGUUGUAGAAACACAUAAUCUAGGCUUUUGAUUUGGAGUAUGGUUCCUGGAGGCUAUUUUUCUCUAAGAGUCAAUGAUCAAAGAUAUUGGAGGUGAUUUAAGUGUCUUCCACUAGUCCUGAAUUCCAGACUUGGGCAACGUGCUUGGUGUCCUAUGGCCAACCCUGCCUCUCUAUAGUUGUCAGAAAUCAAGUUGUCAGAGAUCAAGUCUUAGUUUUGUGAAAGUGACUUAAUCUUAAAAGAAAUUUAAAAAGGAGUAAAGGGAAUACUCCUAUCUGCCAAAUGUAUUAAAUAUAGUUUUCGUAGGAAAAAAAGUGAAUUUAUUGUAUAUCCCUUAAGAUUGUGAGGGAGUGUGUGUAGAGUGUAAUGAGCCAGCAUUUUCUUUAUAGUAGAUAAGGUCUAUAAUAAAAGAUUUCAUUAAUUGCAAAACCUUUCCCCUAGGGAAUUGAUCUCUGUUAAUCUCUUCAGGUGCUGUGCUGGUAAAUGCUACAUUAUAAAUUAAUGUUGGCAUGCAUUUACGAUUAAGCAGAAUAUUAUGUAUACUUUUUAAUGGUGAAUUUAAACUGAAUGUCCAUGUAAUGGAUUCGUGUACAGUUUUACAUAUUUGGAAGCGUUUUUUCAAAGUAGGUUUAAACCUCACAUAAAAUUACUUUUUAUAUUUGUGUUGUCUUCAUCUGUGCCUUCUGAGGUAUUUGAUUUCUGCAAUGACUUUCUGGUGCCUAUGAGCUAGCAGUCACCUGCCGUGGAGGUGCGUAGAAGUGAAGGUACUGUUUUCAAAAGCACAUCACUGGGCUGCCCUCUCCACUCAGUCGCAGUGUCGCCUUUUCUCCUCUGCUUUUCUUGAUGUCACUUACACGAUACCAUCGUUUAUUACGAUUUAAUAGAAAUUCACACCCUCAGUACGCUUUGACCGCGUUCUAGUUUAUAACUAUAGCCACGCUUGACUCGCAGGUGUUUGGCAUUUUUAUAAGACAUUACAAGAAUAAACUGGAAUGUAAGGUCUUAAUGAUUUUUAGGUAACGAAGAUUAUGCUAGGUAGAAAUUACUUCAAAAUCUUUUCCUUUCCUUAGACUUUGUAUUUAUUUAAAGGCAAACAAAACCUAGAGUAUCCAACUAUUUUUAGUCUAGAUCUGUAGCAACUAUAAUCUGAAAGAGAAACUUGUUUUAAAAAAAUAAAACAAAACACUGUGAAUACCAACAGGCCUGGAAGAUAUAGAAUCAGAGACAUAGUUAAGUUUGAGGCUUUGUUCUGCAGCUCUUCUCAUUGUUAGCCUCAGUUUACCCAAAGGUCAGACAAGUCCUAGGAAUUUCCCAAUCUCACUGAUUUUAGUCAACCAAGGAGCAAGUAUUUGCUGUCGAAUCAAUGUUAGUAAUGGUCACCAGCUCAUCAACUUCGCUGGUCCAUCUUAACUAAGAGCCAGUAUGAGUUCAGGGCCAACGCUGUCUCCACAGCAGACCUUUGUGAUUCCACUCUAUACAUGAGAGACUUGACCCAUAUGUUAAUGUCUCAAAGAGAGCAUUGAAACAUCUCUGGAGGGAAAUGACACUAUGGAUUCCGUAGUCUGUGUUCUGAAUACAGAACACUUUAUGAGUAUUAUUAUUGAUAAUCUUAGUAGUAUUUUCCUGUUAGAAAGCCUCCCCUUCUCAAAGUCUGGUAUCAGUUUUCAUGAUUUCAUAGUUACACAGACAAAUACUUCCUUAAAUUUGAGUUAUCUACCAAGGAUUUAUUAGUAUGGAAUCACAGACUGAGUGUAUUUAGUAGGGAAGAUCCAUGUAGAUUAUGGAAAUGCCUAAUUUCUGGUACAUGUGUCUGUGUACAUCUAUGAUCCCAGAACUCAGAGGCACAGAAAGAUCAUGGAUUUGAGGCCCGUAGCCAGUUCAAAGCAAGCCUGAGCUACACUGAGAGACCUAACACCUGGAGAUUGAACUCAGUAGUACAGUAUUUUGUCUCGAAUGGUCAAAAAGACCAUGAGGUCUGAAUCUGAAUUCUUUUAAGAAAUGAGUUUCAGACUGUGCCCUGGAAUCAGGUUAUGUGGAGAGGCAAGUAAACUUUUUGAUUAAAAAGAACUCACUGCAUGGAGUUGGCUAUUCUUUAAUGUGUGACUUAUUAAAUAACUAUUGUCUCUGUGUGUACAGCAUGUAAAUUUGAAGCUAUGUGAAUGUUCAUAGGUUUCUGUUUUUUCUAAAAUAUUUCCAACAGUGUUUAGAGUGCUCUCAGCUGCCUUAUUUCAGUGUGAAUAGAUAAUGUUCCUAUUUUAUAUGGUGAAUGCUUUAAAUGUGUCACUUAUAGAGUAGUGUGUAGAAAACGGCUGGCACAAUUUUAAGUGGUUUGCGACAUUAUAUAUUAUAUAUGUACAUAUAUGUUUAUAACAUUAUUGUGUUUCAUAGUAUAAAUGUUUUGAGCAAGUUUUAAUAUUUCAAAUGCCUCUGGAUAUUCCAGCAAUAAAGGCAACACAUUCUGCAGUCAAAUUUCUCAUUUGCCUACUUUGACACUAAAAUAAUCUGUAUUUGAGCAAGAUUCCUUUUGAAAAUAUUACAGAACGAGGGGAUACAUUUGUGAAUUGUGGUUAUUUCUCCUUUAGGAAGGCUGACCAUUUGUUUACCUUCCAGAACUUGACCUCCUAAAUUCAAGCUUACAAAAUACAUCCCAGUUUGUAAUUUAGAGUAUAGAGGCCAUCAGUUGGGUUGGUGUUUAUUCAGACACUAAAAAGUCUGCCAAAGAUGAGCUUUGGGAUUCUGUUAAUCUAUUUAAUGGCACAGGUGCUAAAAGGACCACAAUUCACGAGUUGACUUAUUCUUGUUCCUAAUAGUGAAUUUUGACAAUAAACACAGUUGUAUUAAGAAUACUAAUUUGACACCCACAUUUGCAAAGUUAUUGGUAGUAUCAGUUUCAGAUUUUGUAUUUCAUAUAUCUGGCUUACAUAUCCAGUGAUGCAGAUUUUAAAGUUUGUAAGAACAAUUUUGUUUAAAAACAGAAACUUGCUCUUAGUUUUGUGACCUUGUGUACUUUUGAAAUAAAAUGAAGAAAGCAGU
Molecule: messenger RNA, 5695 nt
Organism: Mastomys coucha (southern multimammate mouse)
Lineage: Eukaryota; Metazoa; Chordata; Mammalia; Rodentia; Muridae
Gene: Cxadr
Product: CXADR Ig-like cell adhesion molecule
Exons: 7
Coding region: 193-1290 (365 amino acids)
Biological process (GO): homotypic cell-cell adhesion
Cellular component (GO): basolateral plasma membrane; intercalated disc; bicellular tight junction
Molecular function (GO): cell adhesion molecule binding
Source: RefSeq, a predicted model, not a curated record